Molecule: messenger RNA, 3648 nt
Organism: Rhipicephalus microplus (southern cattle tick)
Lineage: Eukaryota; Metazoa; Arthropoda; Arachnida; Ixodida; Ixodidae
Product: vasculin
Biological process (GO): positive regulation of DNA-templated transcription; DNA-templated transcription
Cellular component (GO): nucleus
Molecular function (GO): DNA binding; RNA binding
Source: RefSeq, a predicted model, not a curated record
UGUGUUGGUGUUGCGGCUGCUGUGACUUACUGGAACCCCACUAGAGGAAAUGGAAGAAUGCUGGCACACGUGACCUUGACGCAAGGAGCCAAGAUGCUAAGGUAGCAGUGGGAGCCCAACGGCAGCGUGCUCUCGGCAGAGGCGACGGAGUCCGUACCGCAAGUGGCGAGUGGCCAUCAUCAUCACCCACUCUUUCUGCUUGGCACGACAAAUUUUUCACUGCCUUUCGGAUGCUUUCCAUGGCUUCUUUCUGUUGACAUGGUCUCUUUAGUGUUGUGACAUCAUGUAGGUGUGCUCGCAAGUUCCCGUACGUGCGCCGAUGCUCGAAUCACCUCUACUGCCUGCAGGCACCACUUCUUGUCAUUCCAGCAUUUAAAGUGGCAGUGCGUGUGUCGUGGCCGUGUGCCUUGAUCGUCGUAUGUCUGAGCUGUCGUAGGUCGGCCUGCAUUGUGUGAGGUGCAGCGAUGGCAAGACUCGAAAAGUGAUUCUGUGAUGACUGACCGUGCCUGCCACUGUGUUCCGUGUGGUGUGAGUGUUGCUGAUACUGUGUGCGCUCUGCUGCUGUCGUGGGAGAUCGGCCAUUGUUUGCUUCGUCUGCCCGCCUGCACUGCCUCUGUUCACUGGAUACUUCACAAAGACAGCAAGACUGACGGCUGCGCAUCCACUGCAGGUCUGCUCUCGUGAAGGCUGGGUCUACAACGCCUGAACGUCGUGGAUCCCGGAGGCCUGUCAUGGUCUCUGGAAGGGGGUGCAUCUAAUGGCGAACCACCAGCAACAGCCAGCGCAUGACUUUGCACCUUCUUGGCUCAAGAUACCCACCUAUGACACUGCGAAGAACUCUGAUGCCCCCCACCAUCAUGCACGGUCUGACGAGCACCGGCUUGGAUCCCAUCGCCGAUCAGGAGGAAGCGUGCGGUCUGGUUUCCACAGUGAUGGCUUCCGGGAAAGAGACCCUGGUGGCCGCCAGUCCCCCCUGGGCGACAGUCGUGGUGUGCCGUUCUCAUCGAGGCAUGCUUCGGCGGAUGCUGAGGACCGUCUCUUCCACCACUCGGUGCCGAGCAGCGGCGUGCACAAGGUGGCGCAGCCACCGCGUCGUCCGCACAGUCGGCACGAAUUCCGCGACUUCCUCCAGCCAUCGUACCACAAGAUGAGUCCUGGUGCCGUGCAGAGCAGCGACAACUGCGCCAGCGUUGCAGUGAGUGCCCAGGUGGGGGGUCCCACUGUCAUGUCCCAACGCAGCAAGAAGAACCUUCCUGGCAACAACUUCAACCAGGAAUUUCCCACGUUGCAGGGUGCAGACGUAGCUCCUGUUCAACAGCCGCCAGUCGUCAACGGCAGUGUCUGGGAGAACCCACGCAACUCCAAGGUGCACGGGACAGUGCUGAAGAAAGUGCAUUUGACACAGCGAACUUCGCCCAGGACAGAGCCCGCCAGUCUGCUCGAAGCGCGCUCCAAGAGCCCCAACUCCACCUCGGGUGCAGGUGCGUUGCCCUCUGCCGUGUCGGCGGUCGGAGCCCUCAGCCCCAAGUUGGGACGCCCUGCUGGCCUGACUGGCCCCUCACCAGCCGUCAAGACUGCUGUGUCUGCUUCGCAGAACUCUCUUUACAAGGCUCUGCUGCCGUUAAACAAGAAGAGCCAGCCGGGACACGCCAUGGAGAUCCUGGUAAAACAUCCCAAGACCAAGGGCAACAAGGGGGACUUUCUGAAAGCACUUCGUUCGACCGACGGUAAGGAGGUCGACGGGGCGACCACCAAGGCGGCAGGCGGGGACACCAUGGACCUGCACGACCGCACUAACGGCCACGCCGAGGUGGACAAUGGCCCAAGGGGUGAUGAAGGCGGUGACUUGGAGUCCUCGUCGUGCGACUUUGGAAAUCUGUCACUGGACACGCCCGAACACCCGCCACUCUCGAGCUCACUGGAGGCGGAGCAGAGGCUGUUGCGGGAGAUGGGCUGGAAGGAGGAGGCUUCAGAUGACGACACCUAUGCGCCACUGACUGAGGAGGAGCUCCGCGAGUUCCAGAACCUGACCAAGCUGCGCCAGGAGAAGCUGCAGCAACAACAGCAGCCGCAGCGCAAUGGCAUCCAGCGCCCGACGGCUCUGCCCGACCGGGUGGCCCUCUGGAGCCCCCGUCGUGGGACGAACCUGGCCAUCCCGCUGGGCAAUGGCUGUAGCUCUUCGUCGUCAUCAUCCGACUCAGAGUCCGACAGCAACUGACUGGGGGCACCAACUUCAACACGUUCCCUCGCUUCCGCGAGCUUUUCGCCUGCCCUCUCGGUUUCUUUCGCAGACUGUAUUCCCAGAGAGACACUCUGCCUUCGCCUGCCUUUUUUUGCCUACUUUUCAAAUGCCGUUUCCGUGGCAGUGGUGGAAGUUUCUCUGAACUGACUACUCCCGCGAGUGUGCCCCAAUUUCUUUGUGUUUUUCUUUUUAAGUCGUGACUUCGGGGCAGCUAUGGCUGUCGGCCCCUUUCUGUCUCGAUUGCUAGCAUGCGGGUAAAAAAAAAUGUGAGCGCAUCGCGUGACUGCCGAAGUGAAAGAGAAAUUGUCCUGCCAUGAAGGACAGUGGUUUGUGGAGACUUUUCGGUGCAAUGCGAGACGUCGCGAAAUGGGGGAAGGUAAGGCCUGCCCCCAGCUUGGCUAAAGCGCGGAUGCGGAUUUGUUCCUUUCGUCUUGCCUUUGACGACUGCGAUGCCCGUGCUGCCAUGUGUGAUGCGGGCCCAGCUGUGUGUGCGUCUCUCUUUGCGUCUUUCAUGCGCCUACAAUGUGCCAUGUUCAUCACUUUCUUUUUACGUGUAUUUUUUUCCCCGCUUUGUGUCUUCAGUGCAUUCUCUUACAGGUAGCUAUGCCAAGGGUUUGUCGCGGGCAAUUUACGGCCACAGUGACGCGCAUUUGAAAUCGUUGCUAGUGUUACUGCGCAGUCAUGCAUGUUUUGCUACUGUACCAUUUUUGUCAGUUUGGAGAUUGAAGAUAAUGCAAGUAGCGCGCUUGCUUCACAGCGAGCCCUCUGGUUGCACGGGCUGCGCUCCUAGCAGGCGUCGCUAUUGAUUCAAGUUGACACAACUUUGCCUCUUGGCGUGAAAUUUGGUAAUUUUUAGGCGAGUUGGACGUACCUCUUUUGCACAAUGAUGCCGUUGCCUUGAAGUUUAUCGUGCACCCACUAGUUGACUCGAUCGCAGUUCAGCGUCAAGUGAUCGUGCAGCCAUGUUUGGUCUUUGUUUGCCUCUUUAUUAAAGCGAUGUUUUAACGUCUUGCUGUCUCUGUGGAAUCGCCGCGGCGAGAGAGAAUGGUGUAAGCGUGCGGGCGAACGAGGCCCCAGAUCACUGGUGUUCUCGCUCGGGCAUCAGGCUGGAUCACCGGCUGUGUGUUUUUUUUGUAAAUAUGGUGAUUUGCCAAGGGUCUUUUUCCCGCAUGGAACUUUUUUUUGUCAAGGGGUGCCCCCUCCCCCUUUUCCGACCGCGCAACGAAGUUUGCAGUGGUGCGAGGGGAAACGUGGCGGCAAGUGUGACGCUUUGGUCGAGAGAUGUUUCUCCUGCUCUUUUGUACAGUGACUUUUUAUUUCUUCUUGUAAAUGACAUCCCUUCUGAAGUGAUUCGACUGAGCGCGCUCUUGUUGAGAAGAUUGAAUAAAAAAUGUGAACUUCAAAAG